Argiope bruennichi is the source of this 943-nucleotide messenger RNA. RefSeq names its product neuronal acetylcholine receptor subunit alpha-5-like. The transcript is spliced from 7 exons. The coding region runs from base 96 to 848 and encodes 250 amino acids. Gene Ontology annotation, cellular component: neuron projection; synapse; postsynaptic membrane. Lineage: Eukaryota; Metazoa; Arthropoda; Arachnida; Araneae; Araneidae. Gene Ontology annotation, molecular function: transmembrane signaling receptor activity; acetylcholine-gated monoatomic cation-selective channel activity. The record is from RefSeq and is a predicted model, not a curated record. Gene Ontology annotation, biological process: monoatomic ion transmembrane transport; nervous system process; regulation of membrane potential.
AUAAUCAAAGAUUUUGUGAUUUAGACCGGGUAUAUAUAUAUGCAUUGCUCCGUUACGUCGCAAAGCUUUGAACAGACAAUCAAAAUUUUUCUAUCAUGGCUGUACUAACUUUCUCCUUAUUUUUGUGUUUAAUAAUUGGAAACGUAGUUGCGGAUGAAAUUGUAAAAAACGACUCUGACUUGAGGAAGGAUUUGUUUGCAAACUACGACAAACUAGUGAGACCUGUCAGAAAGGCCAGUGAUGUUAUUCAUGUGAAAUUUGUUCUGGCCCCUUUUAGAAUCAUAGAUGUGGAUGUGACGGAGAAAACUAUCACAAUGGAUGCCAUGUAUCUAAUGUGGUGGGACGAUCCCCACUUCAUAUGGAACCCUGCAGAUUACGAUGGACUUGAUGAACUCUCCUUGCCUCCUACUGAAGUUUGGAGACCUGAUGUAGCUCUCUUUUCAGCAACUCCCGGCACUUCUUUACUGCCAGAGGUAUUCUCCAACGUUAACAUCUUCCACAAUGGAACAGUGUUGUGGGCGCCUCCUUUCACUUUUAAGGCCAGAUGUCCUUCCGUUGAAGGGCAAGUGAACUUCAACACUUUCCGUUGUGUUCUCGAGAUGGGCUCAUGGACUUACGAUGCGAACAGAAUGAUUAUAACAGAGAGUGAACAAGAUGUUCUAAAUGGUGUUGGAAACGAAACUUUUGAAGAUAGCAAUGAAAACUGGAAAAUUAUAGCCAUGACAGCUAGCAGCGAGCAAAAGUUACACAGCUGCUGUCCCGUGAGUUACUCUCAACUCAAAUUUGACAUUCUCUUACAUAAGAAGCCUCAAAGGGACCCAUAUAUACUGUCAUCUCCUUGGGUAUAACAAGUAUGAUUACUGUUGAACAAGUGCUAAUUUUGAAGAGUCGGAUGUAAAUUUAUCAUUUUAUAUAUUGUAUUAAAAUGUAAUAUUUCUGUUUA